AUGCUGUUUGGACCAGGCACACAAGAAGAGAUUGAGUUACCCUCAGAUGUCGACGAUGAUCUUGACUUUUUGUCAACCCCGCGGCAGAGCGUCAAGCGCGCCUUGAAGUUCAGCCCUGCUCAGCCCAAGAGCACCAUGCCUUCCAAGACUGUCCAUGGUGCACGCAUGGUUGGGAGGAGCCGCAUCCCGCAGAAGAAGCCGUCUAUCAAAGCUGGCCAAGUGUCCAAGAGGGUGACCAAGCCAAACAAGUCUUCCAAGAAGGUGGCCACACAUUCCAAGACAGAUGAGCAGAUUGACACGUCUGCUUUGGACCUUGCUUGGUCGGCCUUGAGCCAAUCCAAGGGUCGUCGUGCCGCUGAUCACCAGAUCAUGGAGUUCUACAGUCGGCCACGGCUAGUGCCAAUGGCUGCGUCCUUUGGAAUGACCGGCCAGAUUUCAUUGGACCUGGUGCAUGGCUGGAAUGGCUUGGAUCCUGAGCAUCAAGCCCUUGCUUGUCGCCUCCUUGGCCAGCUGAGGCCACAGUUCCUGAUGUGCUCUCCGCCUUGCACAUUUUUUUCACCCCUCAUGAAAAUGUGGAAUUUUCGCAGGAUGUCUGCGCCAGAUAUCCGGCGAAGGAAGAAGGCCGCGGUGGGUAUGGUCGAGCAGGCCGUGGACAGCUGUCUGGCCCAACAUCGUUCUGGAAGGUAUUUUGCCUUUGAACAUCCCAUUCGGGCCACAUCUUGGGAGAUCACCAGCCUGCGCAAAAGGGUGGCCACUUCCGGAACGUUUGUGGUCAAUUUUGACCAGUGUCAGGUUGACCUGGUGUCGCCACUGGGCCAGCCCAUGCAGAAGCGCACGCGCAUCUGGACAAACAGUCCAGGUGUGGUAGCCAUGUUUGAAUCCAAACAGUGUACUUGCAUUUGUGAGCAUAGGCGGAUCGAGGGAUCUGAACUGGGGCACAGUUUGUCCAAGUGGGCACAGACCUACCCACCCAAGAUGGUCAAGUGCCUGCUCCAAGGAGUCUCAAGGGACAUCCAGCCUUGA
Durusdinium trenchii is the source of this 1023-nucleotide messenger RNA. The record is from the annotation of a GenBank genome assembly. NCBI's taxonomy places the organism in Eukaryota, Dinophyceae, Suessiales, Symbiodiniaceae.